Molecule: messenger RNA, 1827 nt
Organism: Glycine soja
Lineage: Eukaryota; Viridiplantae; Streptophyta; Magnoliopsida; Fabales; Fabaceae
Product: cytochrome P450 71D11-like
Exons: 2
Coding region: 123-1649 (508 amino acids)
Molecular function (GO): oxidoreductase activity, acting on paired donors, with incorporation or reduction of molecular oxygen; heme binding; iron ion binding
Source: RefSeq, a predicted model, not a curated record
UGAACUGUGGAGUUUGCAGCAGCAGCAGCAGGAACAGAAUCCACUAGAAAACAAUAAACGGCAAACAAAAUCCUCAUUUUUAUCAGGACUUUUAGAACCCCUUAGUGGUCUCUUUUGUCACUAUGGAUUCUGAAUUACUUAGCAUAUUACCCCCUAUCAUGUCCUUUUUCCUCUUCAUGAUUGUGGCACUAAAAAUAGGGAGCAAUCUCAAGAAAACUGAGUCAUCUCCAAACAUACCCCCAGGACCAUGGAAGCUACCAAUCAUAGGAAACAUACAUCAUCUUGUUACAUCUGCACCACACCGAAAAUUGCGAGACUUGGCCAAAAUGUAUGGACCCUUGAUGCAUCUUCAACUUGGGGAGGUCUUCACAAUCAUUGUUUCCUCACCAGAAUAUGCUAAGGAGAUAAUGAAGACCCAUGAUGUCAUCUUUGCAUCAAGGCCUAAAAUUCUAGCAUCAGAUAUAUUGUGCUAUGAAUCCACAAAUAUUGUCUUUUCACCGUAUGGAAAUUACUGGAGACAGCUACGGAAAAUAUGCACACUGGAGCUUUUCACCCAAAAACGUGUCAACUCAUUCCAACCAACAAGAGAAAAAGAGCUCACCAAUCUCGUUAAAAUGGUUGAUUCACAUAAAGGGUCGCCCAUGAACUUCACUGAAGCAGUACUUUUAUCAAUAUAUAAUAUCAUUUCAAGAGCUGCGUUUGGCAUGGAAUGCAAAGACCAAGAAGAAUUCAUAUCAGUGGUAAAAGAAGCUGUAACAAUUGGGUCAGGUUUUAACAUAGGAGAUUUGUUUCCUUCUGCAAAAUGGCUUCAACUUGUUACUGGUCUGAGGCCUAAGCUUGAAAGGCUGCAUAGACAAAUUGACCGGAUACUGGAAGGCAUCAUCAAUGAACACAAACAGGCAAAUUCAAAAGGCUACAGUGAAGCGAAGGAAGAUUUGGUGGAUGUUCUCCUAAAAUUCCAGGAUGGUAAUGAUAGUAACCAGGACAUUUGUCUAUCUAUUAACAAUAUCAAGGCUAUAAUCCUGGACAUUUUUUCUGCUGGAGGUGAUACAGCAGCUUCUACCAUAAAUUGGGCAAUGGCAGAGAUGAUAAGGGAUUCAAGAGUAAUGGAGAAAGUACAAAUCGAGGUGAGAGAGGUAUUCAAUAUGAAAGGAAGGGUUGACGAAAUUUGCAUCGAUGAGCUGAAAUAUUUAAAAUCAGUUGUCAAAGAGACACUAAGGUUACACCCACCAGCUCCACUUUUACUUCCAAGAGAAUGUGGACAGGCAUGUGAGAUUAAUGGGUAUCAUAUACCAGUCAAAAGUAAGGUAAUUGUGAAUGCUUGGGCAAUUGGAAGAGAUCCAAAGUACUGGAGUGAAGCAGAGAGGUUUUAUCCAGAGAGAUUCAUUGAUAGCUCUAUUGACUACAAAGGGACUAAUUUUGAGUACAUUCCAUUUGGUGCUGGAAGAAGAAUAUGCCCUGGCAGCACUUUUGGUUUGAUCAAUGUUGAGGUGGCACUUGCAUUUUUGUUGUAUCACUUUGAUUGGAAGCUUCCAAACGGAAUGAAAAGUGAGGACUUGGACAUGACUGAGCAAUUUGGAGUGACAGUUAGAAGAAAAAAUGACCUAUACUUGAUACCGGUCCCUUCUAAUCCUUUCCAGGUAAGAUAAACUGGUAAAGCCUACAAGAAAAGGCUAGAACCUUUGUAUUUGUUAUUACCCAUUUACUAAUGAAAGAAACUUUGCAUUUUGUUAAUUUUUGCGAUGUAGCGUAUAUAUCCGUUGAACAGUGUGAAUUGGUCUUAAGAUGAAAUCUAAAAGAUCUCUCAUCCCAUUCCUAUCUUUCAAA